Molecule: messenger RNA, 831 nt
Organism: Talaromyces marneffei
Lineage: Eukaryota; Fungi; Ascomycota; Eurotiomycetes; Eurotiales; Trichocomaceae
Exons: 2
Coding region: 1-831 (276 amino acids)
Biological process (GO): 'de novo' UMP biosynthetic process; 'de novo' pyrimidine nucleobase biosynthetic process
Cellular component (GO): cytosol
Molecular function (GO): orotidine-5'-phosphate decarboxylase activity
Source: RefSeq, a predicted model, not a curated record
AUGUCGUCCUCCUCCAAACAACCCUACAGCGUCCGCGCAAAGAACCAUCCCAACCCCCUCGUGCGCAAACUAUUCGCUACUGCCGAAGCCAAAAAGACAAACGUGACCGUCUCAGCAGAUGUGACCACUACAAAACAACUCCUUGAUCUCGCCGACCAACUCGGCCCUUAUAUCGCCGUCUUCAAAACCCAUAUCGACAUCCUCUCCGACUUCAGCACCGAAACGACGACCGGCCUCAAAGCAAUCGCCGAAAAACACAACUUCCUUAUUUUCGAAGACCGCAAGUUCAUUGAUAUCGGCAAUACAGUCCAGAAACAAUACCAUGGCGGCGCACUACGAAUCUCUGAAUGGGCCCACAUCAUCAAUUGCGCCAUCCUACCCGGCGAAGGGAUCGUGCAGGCAUUGACUCAGACCGCAAAGGCCGAUGACUUUCCAUACGGUGAGGAUAGGGGACUACUCAUUCUCGCCGAAAUGACUUCCAAGGGCUCCCUAGCGACGGGCACAUAUACCACGCGCUCGGUGGAUUAUGCGCGACGGUACAAGGAGUUUGUCAUGGGAUUUGUAUGCAAUCGCUCACUCACCGAUGAGCAGUCCACGGAGACCACUGCGACGGCCGACGAGGAUUUCGUGGUGUUUACCACAGGAGUCAACUUGGCCUCAACGGGCGAUGCGUUGGGUCAACAGUACCAAACACCGCAGAGCGCGGUGGCUAGAGGGGCCGAUUUCAUCAUUGCCGGAAGAGGCAUAUAUGCUGCGCCUGAUCCCGUGGAGGCCGUUAAGCAGUAUCGGGAGCAGGGGUGGAAGGCUUAUCUUGAGAGAGUCGGACAAUAG